AUGCUCAAGCUACUCAUUAGCAAAGGCUGCCAGGUUUCCUGGUGCUCCCGAGAUUCGAUGGGCAACACGCCCUUGCACCAGGCUUCCUUCUUUGGCCGAAUUGACUGCGCAGGUCUCUUGGUCGAGGCUGGUGCUGACGUGAACGCGAAGAACAGCAUUGGCGCUAUUCCUUUCUCGAGGACCAACGAAGACUUGAAGCUGAUGUGGAGGACUCCGCGCAUUACUGGCCUGCACCCUGGACCGCGACACGGACACUCGGCGACCAAGGUGGGUGCCAAGUUGUUCAUCAUCGGCGGCUCAUCAGAAAAGGAGGAGCGUGUCGAUGUAGUGGUGCUCGACACUGAUGCCAUGAUGUGGUACCGGCCGACCGUGAAGGGCGACGCGCCGGCUUCCCGUUCUUUCCAUUCGGCAACGCUGGUGGGCAGCAAGCUCUACCUGUUUGGUGGCAGCAACGACUCCCAUUACUUCAAUGAUCUGUUCAUCUUCGAUGCGCUCACGAUGCAAUGGUCGGCUGUGGAGGCCAAAGGCGAUAUCCCCGAGCCGCUCAGCGGCCAUUCGGCAACGCUCUUUGGCUCACAGAUCUUCGUGUUCGGCGGCUACGACGGCCAAACCUACCACGACCAACUCUACGUGUUCGACACUCAGACGCUGGAAUGGCGCAAGCAGAACCCGUCUGGCGACAUCCCGCCUGCUCGGGCCUGGCACACGGGCAACCAGGUCCGCACCAAGAUAUUCAUCUUUGGAGGAACUGGCGCGAGCGCUUACAACGACCUCCACAUUCUCGACCCGGGCGUGAUGAGGUUCUACAAGCAGUCGGUGGUUGGCCAGCCCCGCGCCUGCAGUGGCCACGCUUCGGCGCUCGUCGGCAAUAAGCUCUUCUACCUGGCUGGAGGGAUGUUCGAUUCGGGGUUGGACGAUCUCAACAUUCUCGACACUGAGAACUUUACCUGGUCGGCCGUCAAGGCACGCUUCUCCCACUGGACGAUGGCCAAUUUCAGCGGACACAACCUGACGCUGGUCGGGUCGAGCCUCUACUGCUAUGGCGGUUACUUCUUCGAGAAGUACAACACCACCGUGCGCGUGAUGGAGACGGGCACGCGUACGACGCUCGAGUCGGACAUGAAGAACGCGUUCAUCACCAACGACUUCGCGGAUGUGACGUUCCGCUUCCCGAACGAGGACAACGCGCUGAUCAAGGCUCACAAGAUCGUGCUCGCCUCGCGAAGCCAGAAGUUCAGAGACCUGCUACAGGGACGCGAUGAGGAGGGCCUCACGAUCGACAUCAAUGACAUCCCGCGAGAGCUCUUCCAAGUGCUCAUGGAGCUGUGCUACACCGACCACUUGACGUCGUGCCCGCACCGUGCCCAGCAGCUGCUGUCGCUCGUCAAGGCGUACAUUCCGCAGUCCUACAAGCGCACGCUCGCCUGUCUCAUCCAGAAGGGCAAGGUGGCGUCAUCGCUGGGAGACGACCUGAGGCAGAACGCGCUCGGCUCGCCCUUGUUCUCGGACGUGAUCUUCGAGGUGGAAGGACGCGACGUGCCGUGCCACAAGGUGGUCAUCACCUCCCGCUGCCCUCAGUUCCAGGCCAUGUUCCUUUCUGGUAUGAGGGAAAGCACAGCAGAGAAGAUCCCACUCGACCUGCACUACCCGAUCUUCCUCAUGUUCUUGGAGUUCCUCUACACG
Molecule: messenger RNA, 1683 nt
Organism: Acanthamoeba castellanii str. Neff
Lineage: Eukaryota; Discosea; Longamoebia; Acanthamoebidae
Product: BTB/POZ domain containing protein
Exons: 11
Molecular function (GO): protein binding
Source: RefSeq, a predicted model, not a curated record